AUGGACCACGCGCACAUGGAUCACUCAAAGAUGGACCACUCCGCCAUGGACCACGGCGAUAUGGGAGGCCACGGAAUGGGAGGCGGCAUGGGCGACCGGUGCAGCAUGAACAUGCUCUUCACCUGGGACACCAAGAACCUCUGCAUCGUCUUCCGCCAAUGGCACGUCCGCUCCACCAGCGGCCUUGUCAUCUCGCUCCUCCUCGUCGUCGCACUCGCCGCAGGCUACGAAGCCCUCCGCGCCGCAUCCCGCCGUUACGAGAACUCUGUGAACAAGCGCGUCGACUCUCUCCCGAGACGCGAACAGGCAGAGGCCAGCAGGAGCGCACACCUCGUCAAGGCCGCCCUCUACGCCGCCCAGAACUUUUACGCCUUUAUGCUCAUGAAAGAGGCGAUUUUGGAAGAUGCGCAACUUGCAGAGAAGAAGGAAAUUCUGCACGAUGCAAGGAAGAAGCGACUGACGAGACACAGGCUCGUUUUCAUGACAUACAAUGGCUGGGUCAUGGUCGCCGUCGCUAUCGGCGCCUUUGUGGGAUACGCCGCAUUCGGCAGCUCAACAUCCUCGACCAAGGACAAUGCAUGCCAUUAA
Molecule: messenger RNA, 588 nt
Organism: Colletotrichum tamarilloi
Lineage: Eukaryota; Fungi; Ascomycota; Sordariomycetes; Glomerellales; Glomerellaceae
Product: ctr copper transporter
Exons: 4
Coding region: 1-588 (195 amino acids)
Biological process (GO): copper ion transmembrane transport
Cellular component (GO): plasma membrane
Molecular function (GO): copper ion transmembrane transporter activity
Source: RefSeq, a predicted model, not a curated record